Agelaius phoeniceus (red-winged blackbird) is the source of this 4666-nucleotide messenger RNA. The record is from RefSeq and is a predicted model, not a curated record. Lineage: Eukaryota; Metazoa; Chordata; Aves; Passeriformes; Icteridae.
CCGCGGCCAGGGGCCGGUGUCCCGGAGCUGCCGGCCGGGGUUCCCGGCCCUUACGUAACGGGAGCCGGCAGCCUCCGGAGGGGGGCGGGAGGGCGCCGGCGCGCCGGCUUCCCCGCGGCUGGCAGACUAAACACAGCCGCCGCCUCCCUCUCCUCCUCCUCCUCCUCUAGGAGCUGGGAGUUGUCCUCCCCUCGGCCGGGUCGGCUCCGGUGCCGCAGGUGGGCUCCGGCCCCGCUCGGUGGCUCCGCGGCUGGAGCGCCUUGCCCGUGCGGCCGCGGGAGCUGCGAGCGCACGGCUCGGGGCUGGGAGCGAUGGAAAGUUACUCGGCGUGAGCUGUGCGCGGGGAUUGCGCUCUGGGGAACGCGGCUUGCCUUGGUUUCCCUCGCCGCUGCUUUGGGUUGGGCUCAGCCAGCUGCUCUACGUGGAAUUUUGCAUCUGCCUUUGUAGUGUGUGGUGAGGUGAGAGCUGUUGAGCAAUGGCAUUCAAGAAGGUUUGGUGUGCCCUAGCCCUGGGAUUUCUGCUGCCUUUCUCUUGUGCCCACACGGACUUCUUCACUUCCAUUGGUCAUAUGACAGACUUAAUUAAUACAGAAAAAGAUCUGGUUGUGUCACUCAAAGAUUACAUUAAAGCAGAGGAAAGCAAGCUGGAGCAGAUCAAAAAAUGGGCAGAGAAGUUGGAUCAGCUGACAGCUACUGCCACAAAAGACCCAGAGGGGUUUUUGGGCCAUCCUGUGAAUGCAUUCAAGUUGAUGAAAAGGCUCAACACAGAGUGGGGUGAGCUGGAGAGCCUGGUGCUCAAGGACAUGUCAGAUGGCUUUAUCUCCAACAUGACCAUCCAGAGGCAGUUCUUCCCCAACGAUGAGGAUCAGACUGGGGCAGCCAAGGCCCUCCUGAGGCUGCAGGACACCUACAACCUGGACACAGACACCCUCUCCAGGGGGAACCUGCCAGGUGUGAAGCACAAAUCCUUCCUAACAGCUGAAGAUUGCUUUGAGCUGGGCAAGAUUGCCUACACAGAGGCUGACUACUACCACACAGAGCUGUGGAUGGAGCAAGCCCUGAAGCAGCUGGAUGAGGGAGAAGUGUCCUCUGCAGACAAAGUCUACAUCCUGGACUACCUGAGCUAUGCUGUGUACCAGCAGGGGGACCUGGCCAAGGCCAUGGCACUCACCAGGCGCCUCCUGGAGCUGGAUCCUGAACAUCAAAGAGCAAACGGGAACAUGAAAUACUUUGAGUACAUCAUGGCUAAAGAAAAAGAGGCAAACAAGUCCAGCACGGAUUCAGAAGAGCAGGAGAAGGAAACUGAGGUUAAGAAAAAGGAUUACCUGCCUGAGAGAAGGAAGUACGAAAUGCUGUGCCGUGGGGAGGGGCUCAAAAUGACUCCCCGCAGACAGAAGAGGCUCUUCUGCCGCUACUACGACGGGAACAGGAACCCCAGGUACAUCCUGGGCCCUGUCAAGCAGGAGGACGAGUGGGACAAGCCCCGCAUCGUUCGCUUCCUGGACAUCAUCUCCGACGAGGAGAUCGAGACCGUGAAGGAGCUGGCCAAGCCCAGGCUGAGCCGUGCUACUGUUCAUGACCCUGAGACUGGGAAACUGACCACAGCACAUUACAGAGUCUCUAAGAGCGCGUGGCUCUCGGGCUACGAGAGCCCGGUCGUGUCCCGCAUCAACACCAGGAUCCAGGACCUCACAGGGCUCGAUGUCUCCACUGCAGAGGAGCUGCAGGUAGCCAACUACGGCGUAGGAGGCCAGUAUGAGCCUCAUUUUGAUUUUGGAAGGAAAGAUGAGCCAGAUGCCUUUAAAGAAUUGGGAACAGGCAACAGAAUUGCUACUUGGUUGUUUUAUCCUGAACUCACCUGUCCUUCCCCACCUGUUCAGAUGAGUGAUGUGUCAGCAGGGGGAGCCACGGUCUUCCCUGAAGUGGGAGCCAGCGUUUGGCCGAGAAAGGGUACAGCUGUGUUCUGGUACAAUCUCUUCCCGAGCGGAGAGGGCGAUUACAGCACGCGGCACGCGGCCUGCCCGGUGCUAGUGGGGAAUAAAUGGGUCUCCAAUAAGUGGCUCCACGAGCGGGGGCAGGAGUUCCGCCGGCCGUGCACGUUAUCGGAGCUGGAAUGAGGCAGCCCGGGCUCCCGAGCACUCAGGGUGUGCAGCUGCACCCUCCUGCCAGUUUACAACUGACUAACAAACACUCCACUCCAGGUUCACCCAGCUCAGCUGUGGACAGGACAAACGUGCUUUUGGUUCCCUCCAAAUCCCCCCCAAGGUUUAUCGACAGAAAAUACCGAGGCUGACAAGUGUUACUGAAACAAACAAAAAAAAAGGACAAAAUACAGAUAAAUACAGAUGAGGGCCACAACUUACAGUGGUGUUGUGUGUGGUGUUCCUGUCACCAUCAUCCCUCUGAGCAGUGUGGGCAGCCAGGGGUUGGCUGGAGUCCUCCUCACACCUGCCAGGCUUAGGGCAGGAUCAUUGCCUGGGGGGCUCCCUCUGAGGAAUGCUGAAUGAAACCCUUUCCUAUUCCUCAAUUCCCACACACUUGACUCUUUGCUUUCCUAGAGUGCCUGACCACUGCAGGCUUACUUUGCUGGAAAACAGGCUAUUAGCAUGUUUUAGCCUGGUUUUCCACUUCCACAAAAGCCCCACUUUUUAAACUUGUCUUCCUUCUCAGCCUGUGUGUAGAAUUUGGCUCUGAAUCGUGACCACAUGACAGCAGUUCCACAGGCAGAGUCAGGAUGCUUCCCCAGUGUCAGAGCAGCCUGGGAACACCCACAGCCCAUCUCCCCUCCUCUUCUGCAAUGUUUGUCCUCAAGAACAAAUGCUGCUUUUGUUCUGUCCUGGCAGCCAGCUCUUCCCUCUGCUCCUCGGGCAGUGGGGAUGGGGAUGUUCCCACCUUCAUUAAUCAAAAUUGUCGUGCCUUAGGACACUGGAAUUUCAAAUUGGUUCUGAGACUUCAGGUGCUGAGGUAACACAGAGUCCUCACAGAAUGCUCCCUGCCCUCAUCCUCCUCCCAGCUCUUGAGGUUUCAGGAGAAACCCUCGACCUAUUUAUAGUCCUGAACCUUUUUUAGAUGCAGGCUCACUUUCCUCAACCCUUUCCCUUCCACAGGAGGAUUUUUAGCAAAAUAUCCAAAUAUCUCACUAGCAUGAGGACAAAAAUCAAAGGAAACUGCACCUGCCUCUACCUGAACAGUCCAAUUUUCUGGAUGAUGAUGAUUUUACUGAUUUAGGGGUCAAGCCUGAAGUCUUUACCAAGGGUAAAAUUCCAAUUUUGGUUAAUUGAAUUUUCUGCCUCAAUAAAAUCUUGACAGUUGAGCCAAAAUGUACAAAACCUAUUGUUAAAUGUGCUAGAAAUACCUCUGGAUUACUGGGAAUGCAGUUUAAGGUACUAUAGUUGGAGGAACUGCAUACUUUCAGAAGGUCUUUGCUGGAAAAUAAUUGUUAAAUUUCUACUGAGCCUGGUAGCAGUGGGACCCACAGAUCUGCCCCUCCUUAGCCCUGCACCUUCCUGAACUUUGCCUGGCUUUGGCAGCUGGAAACAAGGUCCAUCCAUAAAGUGAGAACACAAAGUCUGCACAGUCCCACCUCACAUCUGCACUGCUCAUUCACCAAGAGCAGGAGCUGAUCUGAAAUUCACCCAGAACUGCAUUAGCAGAGCUGAUCUUUGAGCACUAAAUUGUAAUAAUGUAAAAAACCCCAAACCCAUAAGAUUUGUGCCUACCUGAGUUUUCUCACUGUUUUAUCUGUCUCUCUUCCUUUCCAUGGUUCUCUCUUUUCUCUUUCCCAUCUCUUAGUUUAUUGAGCUCCAAAAAGGUAACCAUGGCUGCAGGUACUUCCCACCACGUCCCUGCAGGUGAAAGGGGACAAUGAACAGUGGGAACAGUUGGGAAUUCUGCCUUUGGGGCAUCCAGAAAUGCUUGUAGGAAAGCCAGUCCUACCUAGUAAAGGAGCACAAAACAAAAUCCCUUGUAUUGCCAUCAGGAACUGGUGUGGAAAGCACCUGAUUUGCUCUUGCUGUCCCAUCUUUGUUCAACAGUCACCAAAGCAUGAGAAAAACCAGAGUUGGAGAAUUUUGUUCAGCAGUUCCUCACCUCAAUACCAGUGAGUACUCCAGUGUUAAACAGCAUCAGUCCCAGGCACUGCUUGGGGAGUACAAAUGUUCUGCUGCACGACUUUUUAAAGCAGUGAACCAUUCACAGAUAAUUCUUCAGGAAAGAAUUUUCUACUUUCGACAGUAGAAAAAUUUUACUUGGUUAAAGGAAAAAAAAAUCUCUCAAAAUGAAAUCUCCAGUCUGCUGGGACACAUCAGGAAUGUUCCAGAUUAUGACAACAGGGUUGGCUUAGAUUUUUAAACUGCAGACAAUCUCUGUUUCCUCUCCCUCCACUGCAGUGGUGUCCAUGCCUCCAACAUUGACUGUGUAAGGGAUUACACUGGUGCUGGUGCUUCUGCCUUAUCCCAUCAUUUCUCAGAGGGCUUUUGGAUCCCCAGUGUGGCUCCUGUGUGAAUCUAGUUUUGUAUUAAACAUGAUUGAAAACUGUCUGGGCUCACAGUGACUGACAACUGCCUUACUGUUACAUUUUUUUGUAAUAAAAUUUUUAAUGUAAAAAAAAAAAAGUGAACAGGCUUAAAAUAAAAGCCACUGCCAUUAGCAGUGAGAAAUCCUCCACA